This is a messenger RNA of Entamoeba dispar SAW760, 1401 nucleotides long. RefSeq lists its product as uncharacterized. Gene Ontology annotation, cellular component: cytoplasm. Gene Ontology annotation, molecular function: GTPase activator activity. Bases 1 to 1401 code for a protein of 466 amino acids. The transcript is spliced from 4 exons. NCBI's taxonomy places the organism in Eukaryota, Evosea, Mastigamoebida, Endamoebidae. The record is from RefSeq and is a predicted model, not a curated record. Gene Ontology annotation, biological process: small GTPase-mediated signal transduction.
AUGAGUGAAACAAAAACAACAAAUGAACUAAUAGAACCAGUUCAUAAAAAAUCAAAAGUAAUAGACAAAUUAUUUAAAAAAGAACGGUCAUUACCUCAACUUAGUCAACACCAAAUAAAGAAACCAGUUGAAUUUCCAAUACAAAGAAGUUUAAGUCCACCAGUGUUAUUAGAUGAUUUUGGAGAUACAGGACUAACUUCAGUAAUUGAAAUUGACGAUGAAUAUUUAAUACAGACAAAAGCAUUUAUAAAAGAUUCUAAAAAUAAAAUACAUCAAAUAUUAAUGGGAAAUGAUACAUAUAAUAUUUGGCUUGAAUAUUCUAAAACACAAAACUUUUCAAUGUUUAAUAAAUGGAAUAAUUUUUUAAUUACUAAAUUUACAGAUAGAACAAAAAGACCAUUAAUCAUUAUUAAUGCCGAUGAAUUUCAAUUAAAAGAUUAUUCAUUUAAUGAAAACCAAAUUAAAUUAUUUUAUUUGUAUUUAAUAAAUAAAUUGGAUCAAUACGUAAAUCAAGAAUAUAUAAUUGUUUAUAUUGACUCAAGUGAUUCUCUUCCAUUACAAUUAUUUAAAUCUUUAUAUCAAUUAUUUCCUGAAAAAUAUCAUAACAAUUUAUAUUAUAUUUUAUUAUUAAUGCCUGAAACUAUUAAAUUAAAAUUUACUACUUCUUUAUUAUCUCAUAAAACUAUUUCAAAAAUUAAAUUAAUAAAAGACCUUUAUGAUUUAUAUGAAGAUAUCCCUGUUGGUGUUAUUCAAAUUCCUCAAUGGGCAUUAAUUAGUUAUACUUCAAUUCCUCAUCCAAUUUUUGGUAUUUCAUUAAAAGAUGCAAAUAAAAGUAAUUAUAGAGGUCGCUCUGGAAUUCCACUUGUCAUUGAGUGUGGUAUUCAAUAUUUUUCUGCAAAUAUUGAUGCUUUUACAACUGAAGGCAUUUUUAGAAUGAGUGGAAAUAAAGAACGUGUAGACCAAUAUAUUGAAGCAUUUAAUUAUUGUAGAAUUACUUCAUUUCCAUUGACUGAAGACCCACACAUUGUUACUUCUGUAAUGAAAACAUAUUUGCAAUCACUUCCUGAACCGUUAUUGACAGCAGAUAUUGGUCAAGAAGUAGUAAAAAUUUUUUCUUCUAUUCCAAAUAAUAACACUACUUCCCAAUUAAAAGAAUUAAUUUUACAAAUUCCAAAUGAAAAUAGACAAUUGUUAUUGGCUUUAGUUAAUUUAGCUCAUUUAAUUUCAACUCAACAACAAUUUAAUAAAAUGGAUCGAGUUAAUAUGGGUACUAUAUUUGGUCCUUAUAUAUUCUGGAAAGAAUACUCGAUGAAAUCUAUUUCUGAGGUUAAAUGUGUUAAUGCUUUAUUUACUUACUUAAUUACAAAUAUCAGCGAUUUUAUUGAUGUUAUGUUAGAUUGA